AUGAAAGUUGCGAUCAUUGGAGGAGGGCCAUCUGGUUUAUUUUUAGCAAAAUAUUUAUCAAAACACGCCAAUUCAAUUACAAUAUAUGAAAAAUCUGGUACAUUUGGAGGAAUGUAUAAUUACUCCUACAACCCAAAACUUAAUAUUUUUAAAAAUAUCUUAAAUACUAAGAAUAUAGACUUUAAACCAAACUUUGAAAUAACCGAAUCAAAUUUUAAGACAAUAGAGCCUUAUUAUGAUAAAUUUGUGCUUGCUAUAGGUGGUGUUCCAAAUUUUAAUGAAAAUUCAAGUUACAUUAAUGCACUUGAUAUUAUAAAAAACAAAGUUUCCAUUAAUAGCUUAGGUAAAAAAGUGUGCAUAAUUGGAAUGGGGAAUGUAGCAUUAGACGUCUGUAGAAAAAUAAUUACGAAAGUUAAUGAAAUUGAUAUUAUUUCAAGAGGUGGAUUGUAUAUAAGUAAAUUUGGAAAUAAUGUAAUGCGAGAAAUAUUAAAUCUAGCAAAUUUUAAAGGACACAACAUAUCUUUACCUUCUAACCUUAAAGAAAAUAGAAGAUAUAAUUUAUUAAAUAAUAAUAACAUUAAAAUUGAUAAAACUAAGAAUAAUAUCAAUUUAUUUUUUGAUACAUCUAUAAAAAAAGUAACAAAAAUUAAUGGUAAAUAUGUUGUAGAAUUUAAUAAUGGAUGUGAACAUAAAUAUGACUCUAUUAUUACUAGCUUUGGAUUUAAAGCAAAUCAAUUAAAAAUCAAUACAGAUAAACCUGUUUAUAAAAUAGGGUGGUGUGACAUUCCAUUUGGAAAUAUAAGUGAUGCUGUACAAUCUGCUAAGAAGAUGGUAUAUAAAAUUUUAACUUGA
This is a messenger RNA of Vairimorpha ceranae, 852 nucleotides long. RefSeq names its product nadph adrenodoxin oxidoreductase. Gene Ontology annotation, molecular function: oxidoreductase activity. The record is from RefSeq and is a predicted model, not a curated record. The coding region runs from base 1 to 852 and encodes 283 amino acids. The transcript has a single exon. NCBI's taxonomy places the organism in Eukaryota, Fungi, Microsporidia, Nosematidae.